Molecule: messenger RNA, 1598 nt
Organism: Agrilus planipennis (emerald ash borer)
Lineage: Eukaryota; Metazoa; Arthropoda; Insecta; Coleoptera; Buprestidae
Gene: Dbp45A
Product: probable ATP-dependent RNA helicase DDX49
Exons: 4
Coding region: 158-1570 (470 amino acids)
Molecular function (GO): nucleic acid binding; ATP binding
Source: RefSeq, a predicted model, not a curated record
UGAAAAAUAAAACGAUUUAACAAACAUUUUUUGGUGGAUUUUAUAAUUAAAAGUGAGGUAAACUAUUGAAGGAGAUAAUAUUCUACAUGCUUAGAGUCAUAGUAAUUAGUAUAAAGAUAUAAUAAUACUAAUUCAUAAAGUUAUUUCUACCCCAAAAAUGAACGAAAAAAGAUUUUCAAACAUAAAAUUAAAUAAUUGGCUUGUUCGUCAGUGUGCAUCGAUAGGUGUUAAACAACUUACUCAAAUUCAAGAAAAUUGCAUACCUCAAAUUCUAGACGGUAAAGAUGUAGUUGGUGCUGCCAAAACAGGAAGCGGGAAGACGCUUGCAUUUGCCUUGCCCAUUUUACAAAAGCUUUGUGAAGAUCCUUAUGGAAUUUUUGCUGUAAUAUUAACCCCAACAAGAGAAUUAGCUUACCAAAUAGCUGAUCAAUUCGCAGUCAUUGGUAAACCCAUGAACUUAAAGUGCUCUGUGAUAGUCGGUGGUGUUGACAUGGUUGCACAAGGACAGGAAUUAACAAAGAAGCCCCAUAUUGUGGUUGCAACUCCAGGAAGACUUGCAGAUCACAUAGAAAGCUGUAAUACAUUUAAUUUAUCAAAAAUUAAAUUCUUGGUACUGGAUGAAGCUGAUAGAUUAUUGAGUGGACAAUUUGAUGAGCAGAUAAAGACAAUAUUCAAAGUACUACCUAAAAAGAAACAGAGCUUAUUCUUUUCUGCUACCAUUACAGAUGCAUUAGAAAAACUGAAAGAAGUAACUGGAAAUGAAGUAUUUUUUUAUCAAGCACCAAAUGACAUAGCUACAGUUGAGCAGUUGGAACAGCAUUAUGUUUUAUGUCCCCAUGAUGUACGAGAUGCAUAUUUGGUGGAGACUAUUAGGACUUUUCGGAUAAAUAAUGAAUGUGGAAAUAUAAUGAUAUUUACAGAUACUUGCAUAAAAUGUCAAGUUUUAUCAAUGGCUUUGAAUGAUGUAGGAUUUGAAAAUGUUGCCUUACAUUCCAUGAUGCCCCAACAGCAAAGAUUAGCCUCAUUGGCAAGAUUUAAAUCUAACACUAUUAAAAUAUUAAUUGCAACAGAUGUUGCAAGUAGAGGAUUGGAUAUACCAACAGUAGAAUUAGUUUUGAAUCACAAUGUACCUAAAGUGGCUAAGGAAUAUAUUCAUCGAGUUGGUAGGACAGCUAGGGCUGGAAGAGGGGGCAAGGCUAUAACCCUCGUUAGCCCUUAUGAAAUUAAAUUGCUAUAUGCUAUAGAAAAGCUUAUAAAUACCAAAUUAACUGAAUUUAAAAUUGAUGACAAAGAAGUUGGGAAAAUUUUUACUCAAGUAUCAGUGGCAGAAAGUGAGGCGUUUAUAAAAUUGGAUGAGAAGGAUUUUUAUGAAAAAAGAUUGAUAAAUCUUCGAAAAAAAUGGAUUUUAGAAGGUAAAGAUCCAGAUGAAGAAGAAGCAAAGUUGUUAAAGAAAGGGAAAAAACGUCAAAGCUCCAAACAUAAACGACAUAAAAAGAAGAAAAUUCAGAAGGAUACAAUAAAAGAAAGUAAUAGUGAAUUAUAUACAGAUCAUUUAAAAUGUGAUACAUGAAAGAACAAUAAAUAAAAUAUUUUAAAAG